ACUAUACGUCUUGGGCAUCUCUUGCUCGGUCUUCAUGCUCAGCAAACCUGGUAUCGAAAUUUUUAUGGGCUGCACCGAUGCGGAGACGAGCGUAGACUGCUUGAUGUUAAUCAGUUGCGGAAUACUUGCCGUGCUGAAGGCAAUAUGGUUUCGAGUUUACGCAAAAAAUUUGGCCAACAAUUAUAACUGCGUCGUGAAGGAUUAUCUGACAAUUGAAAAUACAAAGGAACGUGCCAUCAUGCGGAAACAUACUUUUAUGGGAAGGACUCUCUGCUGUUUAAUUUUGAGCUUCGCUUACUUUAGCUCUGUAAUGUAUGGAGUAAUCGCUAUUCUGGAUGAGAAAAAGUAUGUCAAUAUAACAAAUGAGGAUAUCAUGCUACAGUACCCAAUACCAUCGAAAUGUUUUAUGAAGUACUUAAAUGCUCCAGUGAGCAUGCAUAAACUCUUCUGUCUCAUCGAUGUUAUUGCAUUAAUACUAGCGAGUACUUCUAAUCAUGGUAACGACGCUUUGUUUCUGAACGUCACGUUGCACAUUUGCGGCCAAAUGAAAAUUCUGAGAGCCAAUUUUAUUGAGUUUGAUAUCAAAAGCCCGCAUAUCUACAAUCGUUUCAACGUAUUAAUUGAAAGACACAAGUAUUUAAUAAAACUGGCCAGAGAACUUGCCGAAAUGAUUAGUUCUGUUUUACUGAUAGAAUUAUUUAUAAUCAGUUUACUUUUGUGCUUAAUGGGAUUUCAACUUAUUCUACAACUAAAUGAAAACAACAUCGGUUUAGUUACAAGAAAUGUAAUGGCACAAAGUGCCUUUCUGACACAAUUAACUUUAUAUUGUUUUAUUGGAAAUUAUUUAAAAUCUGAAAUGGAGGAAAUAGGGAUUUCUAUUUAUCAAAGUACUUGGUACAGUUUUCCUGCAAAAUUGAAAAGGCAUAUAGUCUUCGUUAUUAUGCGCUCAGAUACUCCGGUUGUCUUGCAAGCUGGAAAUUUUAUCGUAGUAAAUCUGGCAACUUAUAUGAACAUCCUAAAAGCAUCUCUUUCGUAUCUGUCUGUACUUCGUGUAACGGUAAACGUGUAAAAUAUAACGU
Messenger RNA from Wasmannia auropunctata (little fire ant), 1079 nucleotides. Its product is annotated as odorant receptor 13a-like. Gene Ontology annotation, biological process: sensory perception of smell; detection of chemical stimulus involved in sensory perception of smell. The transcript has 4 exons. The coding region runs from base 35 to 1069 and encodes 344 amino acids. Gene Ontology annotation, cellular component: plasma membrane. The record is from RefSeq and is a predicted model, not a curated record. Lineage: Eukaryota; Metazoa; Arthropoda; Insecta; Hymenoptera; Formicidae. Gene Ontology annotation, molecular function: olfactory receptor activity; odorant binding.